AUGGAAAAACAAGCCCAGGGCCGACGUAAUAUCUGCGAACAGCAGGAGCAACACUGGCUGAAACUUAGUACCAUGGGGUUCAAACGUGUGGAGAAGGUAGACGGAAAGCAGUCCAACGAGGAACAACAUGACCUUAUACUGGGCGAAAUCAUAUUACCAGAUGUUGUGGGGAACAAACUGACCAUAGGUGACCAUAGAUUUUGCAUGUCACCUGACCAAAGCAGUCAGGUUCUGCAACCGCAGAUAAGGGAUGAAAGGAGUGCUGAAUUAAACGUAUGGACCGCCACAUUGAAUUCACUCUCACUUCUCCGCAAAGCGUUCAUAGGCGAACCAUACCUGUGGCCAUAUAUAGGCUCUCCUGUUGGGUCGUAUGAUAAGAACGAUAAAUCAAAAUUCCGUGACUCGUUUGCUAUGAACAGCGGUGAACAGAAAUACUACACGGUCUAA
This is a messenger RNA of Opisthorchis viverrini, 447 nucleotides long. RefSeq lists its product as hypothetical. The transcript is spliced from 2 exons. The record is from RefSeq and is a predicted model, not a curated record. Lineage: Eukaryota; Metazoa; Platyhelminthes; Trematoda; Opisthorchiida; Opisthorchiidae. Bases 1 to 447 code for a protein of 148 amino acids.